Molecule: messenger RNA, 1534 nt
Organism: Mycotypha africana
Lineage: Eukaryota; Fungi; Mucoromycota; Mucoromycetes; Mucorales; Mycotyphaceae
Product: nucleotide-diphospho-sugar transferase
Exons: 4
Coding region: 75-1505 (476 amino acids)
Biological process (GO): protein N-linked glycosylation; cell wall mannoprotein biosynthetic process
Cellular component (GO): Golgi apparatus; membrane
Molecular function (GO): alpha-1,2-mannosyltransferase activity
Source: RefSeq, a predicted model, not a curated record
AAAACACUUACAUUUCCCGCUUUCUUUUUCUUUUAACACUAACUUGAGUCCGUUCGCAUUAAUCAAAACAUACAAUGGUAGCGGCGGCAAGAUCAGGCAAUACAAUUUUUAGACGAUUUGCAUUACCAUUUUUGCUAGUUUUUUUGUUUGUUUGGUUCUUGUACAACUUCAAUACACCUCCCGUUGUACAAAAUGUUGAGAAAGCGGCGAUAUCUAUUCCUGAACAAUCUAUUGAAACGCUCACUACAACGGUAACAGACUACGUUAUGGCCACACGAACAAUCACAGAAAUGAUUGUGGAAACAACAACUUCCGUUGAUGUGGAGCAGCAGGAGGAAGUUGUACUCACUAAUAACAAGAAAUUGGAACAAAAAGGAAUAUCAACGGCUACAUCUAAUGAUGAAGAACCCUAUCAGAGAGAAAAAGCUUGCUUUGUUAUACUUGCUAGAAAUACAGACAGAGCGGGCAUUCGCUCUGCUAUUCAGAUGAUUGAAGACCGUUUCAAUCACAAAUAUCAUUACCCUUAUGUCUUUUUAAACGACGUACCUUUUCAUCAAGAUUUUAUUGAUUAUACCACUGCUUUAGCUUCAGGUGAAACAUUUUAUGGGUUGGUCGAAGAGGACAUGUGGGGUUAUCCUGACUGGGUUGAUCAAGAUAAGGCUUGGGAAUUGCGAGAUAAAAUGGGUGAAUUGGAUAUACCUUAUGGUGAUUCAGAGUCUUAUAGACAUAUGUGCCGAUUUCAGAGUGGUUUCUUUUUCCGCCAUCCUCUGUUGGAUAAUUAUGAUUAUUACUGGCGCGUUGAACCCGAUAUCCACUUCACUUGUGAUAUUGACUACGAUCCUUUCAGAUUUAUGCGCGAAAAUGAUUUGAAAUACAGCUUCACAAUUACUUUACUUGAGUUCGAAGAGACUAUUGAAACGCUUUGGGACACUACUAAGGAGUUUAUUAAGAAGUAUCCUGAGUACAUUAUUCCCUUCAAUAGUUCAGACAGUUUCAUUUCCUGGAUUUCCCCAGAUAAUGGUGAGAGCUAUAACCUGUGUCAUUUCUGGAGCAACUUCGAAAUUGGUUCACUCAAUUGGCUUCGAUCAGACGCUUAUUUGACUUUUUUCAACCACCUUGAUAAAACCGGCGGUUUCUUCUAUGAGCGUUGGGGUGAUGCGCCAGUCCAUAGUAUUGCAGCUGCCCUUAUGCUUAGAAAGUCAGAGAUGCACUUCUUUUAUGAUAUGGGCUACUUCCAUGAUCAUGUGACACACUGUCCGGAUGAGCCAGCUUGGUUGCCUAUCGAGAAGUGUAGCUGUGAUCCUGCGGAUAGUAUUGACGACGAUAGACUUUACUCUUGUACGGCUGAAUGGUUAGAUGUCUUGGAAAGAAAAAGAACGACUUUAUUAUUACACAACGAGUUCCCAAGUUUAAGAACAUUUCUUACAAGUAAGGGUUUGAAUCUAUUUACAGCAAACCUUCAUCCAAUUAUCAUAUUAUCAUUCGUUUUACAAACGCGAGCAUAAAUAAAAGGAGACCCAAUACCACCCCGCAC